This is a messenger RNA of Quercus lobata, 735 nucleotides long. RefSeq names its product F-box protein At3g07870-like. The transcript has 2 exons. Lineage: Eukaryota; Viridiplantae; Streptophyta; Magnoliopsida; Fagales; Fagaceae. Bases 1 to 735 code for a protein of 244 amino acids. The record is from RefSeq and is a predicted model, not a curated record.
AUGGCUCAGUUUGACCGAUCUAAAUCAUUAGUCAAUAACAACAGCAACGACAAUAACAAUGGUUAUAUGUUGAAUAUACCCCCACUUUACAGAAAAGAAUUUUGUACGGCUGUUUACAAUAGCGACCGCACAUUUACCGAGAUUUCUAGAUUUCGAGCCCCCUGUUAUUUUGGUGUUGCUGGCUGCUGUAGGUGCAUGUUCUACUUUGUUCAUGAAUUAGAAUAUAAAUUGUUUAUGGACUUUGCGUAUCAUUAUCAAAACAAUGACUACAAGAUUCUAAGAAUUAUUUUUUAUCGACAAAACGUAAAGCCAAAGCCAGCUGAGGCUGAGAUUUACACACUGAGUACCGAUUCUUGGAGAAGGGUUGUAAUAUCUGUGGAGUCCUCAAGUGGGUCUAAACCCAUUGAGUCAGUUCAUUAUGAACUUAAGGGUCCCCCUUGCUUUGUAUUUUUUAAUGGGGCCCUACACUGUAUAGCACGUUCUCAGGGCCACAAAUUCAUUAUGUAUUUUGACGUUAAUGAUGAGAGAUUCCGUGAGAUAUUGCUACCUCAAAAUUACUUUGAUGGACUUAUUUCUCGAUAUUCACAACAUCUGUCAGUGUUCAAGGGAUUGCUGGCUUUGAUUGUUUUUGAUGGAAAUAGUAAAAUAUGCCAUAUAUGGAUGAUGAAGGAGUAUGGUGUGGCAGAGUCUUGGAUUAAGAAAAGCGUACCGAUGAAAGAAGAUUUAUGGUUUUAG